CCUGAUCAUUUGGCCAGGUGAGAACCGCCGGACGAAUUUGCACCAGAGAAUCGACAUCCUUUUCGCCUUGCGAAAUGGGGAUCCCGUCUGCCGUCCUUGCGUCGUUCGCCAUCGCCCAGUGCAUCUGCGGGCGUGCGCCCUUGGCGACCCCCGGCGACCCCUGCGACCCCGAGGAGUACCCAGACCCCUGCGCCCUGGGCGACCCCAACAUGGAAUGCAUGGGAAACGGGCGCUGCGAGUGCAUGGACGGCUACGCGGACGACGCCGGCGGCUGCAAGGUCGAAGUCGGCGGCGACUGCUUCGAAACCGAAUGCGUCUCCAACGCUGAUUGCAUCGGGAUUUACCCGCCGUUUUGCGAAUGCCAAGAGGGAUUCAUCGAAGACGUCUCGACUGGUCUCUGCAAGACACCAGUCGAAGGGGAAUGCACGGUGGCGGAGGAGUGCGUGAGUCACGCGGCGUGCAUCGACUCAGAGUGCGUGUGCAACAGGGGAUUCCAGGAUUAUGGGAAUGGACUGUGCGAAGUCAUGACAUUUGACUGGCCAUGGCAGUACACUUUCCCCCCUUUCUUCACCAUUCAGCCAAAUGCGGCAACUCGUGAGAAACAACUGGAUGCGUGGCGCCACCUGGUCCUAGAUUACUGUAGGCACCAGAAAAUAUACCUCCUCGAUGUGAAUGAGGCUCUGUCCUCUCCUCUCUUCCAAAACAGAGAAUUGAAUCGCAAGUUGGGCUUUGAGGGAGUCUCUGUUGUCCUGGAUGGACUCCAGAAGACAGGGAACAUUGAGUGGAUAGACAAGCAGAAGAGACGGUGCUAUGUGUAUUGGAAAACCCCAGAGGAGUGGGGGAAGCUUAUUUACAAGUGGGUGCAGGACAAGGGCCUGACUAAUUCAGUUUGCACACUCUUUGAACUCGCUCAGGGUGAUGACACUGCUGGUGAGGAGUUCCAUGGACUCCACAAUGAUGUUCUGAUCAAAGCAUUGAAAACCCUGGAAGCCAGGCGUCAGGCUGAGAUCAUAGCAGAGGAAGGAGUGAAGUUCUUCUGA
Molecule: messenger RNA, 1040 nt
Organism: Darwinula stevensoni
Lineage: Eukaryota; Metazoa; Arthropoda; Ostracoda; Podocopida; Darwinulidae
Source: the annotation of a GenBank genome assembly